AUGCGUCGAGGACGUGUUCAAUUGGAACCACAGCAUUACAUCUACUCACACUUUCAAUUCAGCGUCUUCCCAAACACAGACUUUUCACAAGCAAUUCGGGGAAGAAGAGUGUUGUACUGUGACGACGCCGUCACUUUAACCCUUCCAACCACCAAAAAGCCGAUAUGUCCAAUUUGCCUUGACGAAGUUAUUCUUCCACGACUGACCGCAUGUGGCCAUUUGUACUGCUGGAAGUGUUUACUUCAAUUCUUUGUGUUAUGCCCAGCCCCACAUAAGUGUCCUGUGUGUAAUGCUAUUAUAUCGCCUCCUUUUACUAUUUGUGAUAUUAAGAUAUUGCCCAUUCUCAAUGUUGGAGACUCUAUCACUAUGAAAUUACUUAAAAUACCAAAAGAACUAGUAACUCCAACUAUUGAAGGAGAGAAGAUGGUGAUGUCUCCACCUACGUCGAAGGAUAAGAACAAACAAUUUUAUCAUAUUGUAGUCGAAGAAGACCCACUCGCUGUAUUAGCAAGAGAACGUGUGCGAGUGAAUAUGGAAUCACAAAAACCACAAGAUGAACCGUGUCAGUUAUACUUUAAUAUGAUGUGUGAAGAGUUGGACACAAUUAAACGUGAUUGGCAAAAACGCCUUACAAAGGUUCCUGAAGAAAAAAUAGAGUUAAGUGGGUGGAAACUGUAUUAUCAAGAUACAUUAGGUCGUAACAUCUUUUUAUUGCCAUUUAAUCAGUAUAUGUUACUUGAGACCUUUCCAAUCCCUAAAGAAAUCACUUCAACUGUUUUAGAAAUUGAAGAGGAGUGUGUUGGGUUUCCUGCGCCCGGGAAGUUUCAGAACAAGAUGUUCCAACAUUUCCCAAUAGGGACUGAAGUACAAGUGAUAGAAAUAGAUAUGAAGAAAUUGGUGACCAAUUCAAUUUAUAGUAAAAAUCUCUCCGUCAUACGGAGACGGGAAAAUAAGCGCCAAAAAAUUGUCGACGAUGAAAAACAAAGAGAAGAAGAAGAACGACUCAAAGAAGAGGCACGAAUAGCAGAUUUAAAAGAAAUGAAUAAACACUACAUUUUUAAACCAGACGACUACGAAGAAAGAAAAGACGAAAUAAUUUUGGAGUAUUUCCCUUCAUUACCUUGUCAUCUUGAAAACAAAGAAAAUGUCGAAGAAAAAAACGUCAAAAAAGUCGUCAAAAAGAAAAAACAAAAGAAAAACGGAUGGGAAAAAAGCGAAUUUCCGCCCCUCGGCGCACUCCCCCAAAAAGGCGAAAAAGUCGAGAAAAAAGACAAAAUUGUCGAACCACCGAAAAUAGAAAUGGAGAAAGUCGUGAAAAUCGAAAACACAAAAAUGCAGAAAACUGAAAAAGUCGAGAAAAAAGUCCAAAAAAGUCAACCAAAAAUUGCGAAAAAAACGUCUCGAAAAAAUAAGAAAAAAGUCGACCUUGAAUUACUCGGGACGUAUCUCGAGGUACCUCCUGUCGUGACCAACAAUGACUGA
Entamoeba invadens IP1 is the source of this 1482-nucleotide messenger RNA. RefSeq lists its product as hypothetical. Gene Ontology annotation, biological process: positive regulation of transcription by RNA polymerase II. Lineage: Eukaryota; Evosea; Mastigamoebida; Endamoebidae. Gene Ontology annotation, molecular function: transcription cis-regulatory region binding. The coding region runs from base 1 to 1482 and encodes 493 amino acids. The transcript is spliced from 5 exons. The record is from RefSeq and is a predicted model, not a curated record.